Caenorhabditis auriculariae is the source of this 2735-nucleotide messenger RNA. The record is from the annotation of a GenBank genome assembly. NCBI's taxonomy places the organism in Eukaryota, Metazoa, Nematoda, Chromadorea, Rhabditida, Rhabditidae.
AUGCCGGUGGUUAGCACAAGUGGAAAGGGCUACAGUGCGCGGAACGAAGAAAGAGCAAAUAAUGCCUCCCUCGUUGCCUGCCGCCGGCUGCUGCUGCUGCUCCCAGUAUUGACGGUUGGAAUUCCGGAGCUGCCGAGAGUAGGGACAAGAAUCCGCCGGUUCACGUCUUCCGCAAAAAGAAUCGCAUUGACAGCUCCCUUGAUGUAACGUCUAAUUUGACAAAAAUUGCCCGUUUGAAAAGAUUUCACUUUAGUCUGCUUACAAGAAAAGUGUUUUCCCUUUACGCUCAGAAAAAUCUCAACCUUAAGGUGAAAUGAUUUUCCUCAUCAGAAAAUAUUUAGGUUUUAAGUAGAAAAUAAAUUUUUUCCAAACUGCAAAAUAUAUAUCUUGUAUAAUCAUGAAGUGUCUUUUUGAAGUUUCUUUGAAGUUAAAGUAGAUAAAAGACGCCCAUUCGAUCCAGAGUUGUCAAUCAAGAUGAUAAAAAUCGAAAAACCAACGGCAGAUGGUGGCAUUGAAAACUUUUUCAUUUGGAGAUGAGAUUAUGAAUUAUUGAAAAUUAUGAAACGAAAUAUAAAUUCGAUCAUUUGUUUGAUCUUUUCAGACCACGAAAACUAGUGAUUUUCAAACCACUCAAGGGACCACUGAUUUCUUUCUAGUGCUCAAUCAGAAAACAGUUCACUUUAUACUGUAAAAUCAAAGACAGCUGAAUUACACCGCAUUUCUGAAGCAGUAAAGAAAAAAAGUGAUUGAAAAGAAAUCAUCAAUCUUCAAUCCAAUUGAUAAAUGGUUUGUAAGAAUCGAGAAUAUAGAGUAUAUUUUUGAUCAAAAACUGAUUAAUUAAAAAAACGAUAAAGAUAUUCAGAUUUGGAGGAACGUCUUGAGGUUGAAUAAAUUAGCCGUUGUGUUUGGGCCUCUGUGCAAACAUACGAUCGAACGCCAUUCAAAGACUGGCCGGCGAGGUCGCGGAGUCACAUUUCGGUCUUAGCGCCAAAUAUGGGUAAACGGGGCCAUAAGACACCCGGAACUGUAAGAAGCUUAACCGAGUGAUUUUUUAAAGUUAUAUGAGCUUUUAUCCCAUUUCUAACGGCCUUUUUCUAAGCGCGAAGAUGUACACAGGUUUUGAAGAUUUUUUUUUUUGAAUAUUUUAGCACGUUUUCUUUUUUGACAAGGCAGUGUAUUAAUAAAUCUUGAAAAAAAUAUUCGGAAAUUAAGAACCUCUUUCGAAACCAGAAGAAAAGGCUCAAAAUGCUGUGUCUGCAGACCUGACGAGAUACCUUUGCACUGGGUCUCAUAAUAAUCGUUUCUAUUAUAUUUCUGAAAAAUUUUGUCUGAAAGUGUUUGAAAAAAACUUUAACAACUUGUUACCCAAAUACGAUUGAUAUUUAUGAAUAAUUACAUUCAGUUUUGCAUAGAAUCUGUUUCUGAUCAGCGAUAUUUCUGAAGUGGUUGAUGAAUCCUUCAUUUUGUUCAUUGCAAACUUUAAAGUGUAGAGGUUUUUUAUAUUACAAUCUCAUUAACUGUUUCUUAUCAUCACAGUAGAAUACCCUUCCAUUAUAAAUUAUUUUUGCCAGCCCUGAGGCUGGCUUAACCAAAAAUGGACUGCAUUCUGCUGAGACUGAGUCUCACCCAGAAGGCGCCGCGUGGAGGCAGCAGUCCAAGCCUUCCGGCUAAGGAUCUUGAUUGGUUGCGUUAGCAAAUGAGCCUAAACAACGUCCGACCCCACUAAACCGUUCACCCGACUCGCAGUGGCUUUCGCGACCUUGCAUCUUAUAUCGGGAGGACAACAGAAAACAUUCACCUCGAAGCAUAGUGUUCCCUAACGGAAAACGUUCACCUCGAAGCAUAGUGUUCCUUAAACCAAAUGUUUGUAAACAAAACGUUCUCGAAAAAUAUUUUCGCUUCUCUUUUUGAUGCCGUGGAAUAAAAUUUGUCCAUAUUUCUGAAGGCGCCUAUUUAAUAGUUCCGAAAAGUGUGGAAAACUCAAACGAAGACAUUCCAGCAGCAAGAUGUCUGAACGCCGAAUCGACGUGAACCGCAGCAACUACUCGGUGAUUGACAACGAGUUCGGCAACAUGCGCAAUCGUUUCGAGCAGGAAAGGCACCGCGUCGAGGAGGAAAUGCGUCGUCUUCGCUCCGAGUUCGAAGGUACUUUAUUUUAUAUAAAAAACGGGGUCAUUUUUUCCAAUAAUAAUGAUAACAAUCUUCCUUGAAUAUAUUAAAACAUCAGAAAAAUAUAAUGAUAGUACAAAUUAUACAACAAGAAAAAUAAUUUAGAUGGGUUUUAAGUUUCCUUACUGCAAUAAAUGGUUUGCAUUUUUGAGAUAAAGGCAUUGAGUAAUAGUAAAUGUUUCGACUGAGGUAAUGUGGAAGAGAUAAGUAUAUAUGCAAAGCAGGGAUAAGUAUGUUUGAAACGUGUAUGAACACAUAAAUAUAUUUGUACACGUUUCAAACACGCUGAGAUCGAUGAGGUUAUUUUUUUUAACAUAUCGGAGCAAUAAGAGAAGGAUUCAGGAGAGACGCUCAAUAUCAAAAAAAGAAAAAUGGCAAAGUCCGAUUAGGAAAAAGGAUUGUUUUUUUGAAGAUCACGAAGACCAGCAACUGAAGGGAUGUUGAAAAUGGAGAUUUCACAACCAAAAACGGCCUUCUUUUUCUGCGACAUGUCAUGGAAGAGUCGGGCAUUCAGCAGGCAUUAUCUGGCAUUGCUCACGUCUUUCCUGAAAAUGGAUCGAGUCUAA